GCGCCUCGACCGCCGCUACCUGUCGGCGUGGACGCUCAUGGGGCACGAAUGAGCAUGCGGCGCACUUUACAAGCGCAAUUUGGACGCAUGGACGGGAGCAGGUGGAGGGCCGGAGCUGGUGGAGGCACUUCUCUUCCUGGCCACGUACCACCGCUCCCAGGGGACUUUGCCGAGGCCGAGAGAUACUCCACACGCCUGCUGGACUUUGGCGGCCCUGCGAAGGAAGAUGCCAAGGCUCUUCUGAGGGAGAUUCGGAGCGUGCACCACCACCAGCAUCAGCAGCACCAUCACGCAUGGGGACACUGGGUUCAUUGGGGUUUGAAGAUGAGGAUGAGGAUGAGGAGGAGAUGUGAUGAUGGUGGUGACGAUGGAGAUGAAGAGAUGGACCUUGAGGGCAGUUUUUAGCUGGUUCGGAAAUAAUUUCAAGGAUCAUUGUGGCGAUGUGCGAUUUAUGUACAAGCCUGACAAAAACAAGGUUGGAAAAUGCCGGUAAACGACUGAGUUGAGAUGGUUUGUUUGUAUUAUACAAGGUUAGA
Messenger RNA from Closterium sp. NIES-67, 536 nucleotides. NCBI's taxonomy places the organism in Eukaryota, Viridiplantae, Streptophyta, Zygnematophyceae, Desmidiales, Closteriaceae. The record is from the annotation of a GenBank genome assembly.